CUUCUAUACUUAACCAUUGGUUUCUCAAAACUCAGAUCUAUUCCUGGUCAGGCGCUGAAAAAUCAUAGUGACAUUGCUGAAUGAAGAUGCAGAAAGAAUAGACAUCUUGUAUUAUAAGAAUGAACUGCCCGUCUUUGCUAGGAAUCUGGUCUAUGCUUAUCAUUCUGCAAGCCCAAACAAAGGCAAUUUUAUACCCCUUCUGGCAGAAUGAUACUAAGACUCCAAAGGUUGACGAUGGAAGCUCAGCUGAAAUUAAAUUAUCCAUUCCGUUUGUAUUUUUUGGCGUUCCUUAUAGGUCACUCUAUGUUAACAAUAAUGGAGUGAUCUCCUUCAAUGUUCUAGUCAGCCAGUUCACUCCUGAAGCUUUUCCUCUAGCAGAUGGACGUGCCUUCAUGGCACCUUUUUGGGCUGAUGUCCACAAUGGAAUACGUGGAGAAAUCUACUAUAAGGAGACAACAGACCAAGCAAUCCUGAAGAAGAUAUCCAAAGAAAUCAGGAAGCACUUUAAAAAUGUCCCAUUUUUUUCUGCAACGUGGGUUUUUGUGGUCACAUGGGAUGAAGUCACCUUUUAUGGAGGAAGCAGCACAACUCCUGUGAAUACAUUUCAAGCUCUGCUGAUCUCAGAUGGGAUAUCAAGCUUUGCCAUUUUCAAUUAUGCUGAGAUUACUUGGACAACAGGGACUGCAAGUGGGGGAGACCCUCUAACUGGUCUUGGUGGAGUAAUGGCCCAGGCUGGAUUUAAUGGUGGUAACAGUACCAAUUUCUUCAGUGUUCCUGGCUCCAGAUCACCCGAAAUAGUUAAUAUUGAGGAGACUACAAAUGUGAAUGUUCCUGGACGUUGGCUCUUCAGAAUUGAUGGCAAGGAAAUUGACCCAGCUAAUGGUUGUAGUUUAAAAGGGCAAUUCUUACGCCAGGGAGAGCUGUUCUGGGAGAAUGGAAAUUGCUCAACGAGGUGUCGUUGUCUGAAUUUUAAUAAUCAAAUAUCUUGCCAAGAGUCAGUUUGUGGACCAUAUGAAGUCUGUGAACCAAAGGAAAAAGUUUUCCAGUGUCUUUCUGUAGAGAGCAGUACUUGUGUGGUUUUUGGAGAUCCACAUUAUCACACAUUUGAUGGACUCCUUUUCCAUUUUCAGGGAUCUUGUUCUUAUCUCCUUGCUAAGAAUUGUUGGCCAGGAAGUUCUUUACCAUUCUUUUCUGUAGAAGCCAAGAAUGAAAAUCGUGGAGGAUCCUCUGUGUCAUGGCUGAGGGAUGUUUCUUUGGAGGUCUAUUCACAUAACAUUGUUAUUCCAAAGAAUAGCUUUGGGAAAGUAAAGGUAGACAACUUGAUAUUUUCCUUGCCAAUGAUUCUGGAACAUGGGGCCAUCAAAAUUUAUCAGAGUGGAUUAUCGACAGCUGUGGAAACAGACUUUGGUCUACUAGUGAUGUAUGAUGGUGAACACUAUGCUUCCAUAUCAGUGCCAGGCACCUACAUUAACUCAACAUGUGGAAUGUGUGGGAACUAUAACAAGAAUCCACAAGAUGACACACUCCGCUCAGAUGGGAAACUGGCUACAUCUGUCCUAGACUUAGGUGACAGCUGGAGAGUUUACCAUCCAGACUGGAGGUGCUCCUCUGGAUGUCUAGAUAACUGCAGUUUAUGUGAUUCUUCAAUGGAGUCUGCUUAUUUCACUUCAGAAUACUGUGGUUUCAUAAAUAUGACUGGAGGUCCUCUGUGGGAAUGUAGCACUGUGGUGGAUCCUACUGCUUUUGUCCACAGUUGUGUUUAUGAUCUCUGUGGCAACAGAGACAAUGGCACAGGACUUUGCCAAGCUAUCCAAGCCUAUGCUCUUGUUUGCCAAGCUCUAGGGAUACCAUUGGGAGAUUGGCGAUCUCAGACUGGCUGUGCAUCUGCUGUGCAGUGCCCCGAAUUCAGCCAUUACUCCGUUUGUACAAGCAGCUGUCCAGCCACAUGUUCUGAUCUUACAGCCCCCUUCUCUUGCAGUAGUCCUUGUACAGAAGGCUGUGAGUGUGAUGACGGUUAUGUACUGAGUGCAGAUUUGUGCGUCCCUGUGGGUAAAUGUGGCUGCGAAAUAGAUGGAAAAUAUUAUGUGGCUGGGGAUUCAUUUUGGGCCAGUGCAGACUGCACUGUGGAAUGUUGGUGUGAAGAUGGAGGAGACAUUUCUUGUUUCAAUACCACCUGUCGUGAUGGUGAGAUAUGCUCUGUGGAAAAUGGAUACCAGGGAUGCUAUCCUAGAAGGGAAAGUAUUUGCUUAGUUAAUCAAAACCAAGUGAUAAGUACGUUUGAUUCUGUAACAUUUCCUUAUCCAGUGGAGUAUUCUUACACUUUAUUAAAAACAUGUCCAGAUAAGGCUGAGUUUAUUACGGUUGACAUCAGCAAAAAGAAACCAGACUCAAAUACGAACUGGAUAAGGCCUCUGCGAAUUCAAGUGGCCAAGCAAGAAAUUAGAAUUGGUGGUAUCAGCACAUCUGAAAUCAAGGUUAAUGGAUUUGAGGUGGAACUACCAUUCUAUUUGUCAUCUGGUGACCUGGAAAUUUACCGUAAUAGAAAUGGAACAGUUAUUGAGUCAGAAUCUCAAGUUAAAAUCCUAUAUUCCGAUCAAGGCUUGAUUCAAAUUACACUUUCUACAUUAUACUUUAAUUGCACUGGUGGGCUUUGUGGGUUCUUUAAUGGAAAUGAAGAAGAUGAAUUCUGUUUUCCAAAUGGGAAAUGCACAGAUAAUGUGGCAGUAUUCUUGGAGAGCUGGACCACUUUUGACGAGAUUUGUAACGGAGAAUGUGGAGAUUUGCUUAAAGCUUGUAACAAUGACUCUGAAUUAUUAAAAUAUUACAAGAGUCGGUCCAAAUGUGGAAUUAUCAAUGAUCCCAGCAACAGUUCAUUUCUGGAUUGCCAUGCUGUGGUUAAUGUGUCUGCUUACUACAGGACUUGUCUUUUCCGCUUAUGUCAAAGUGGAGGAAACCAGACUGAAUUGUGUGACUCAGUCAGUCGAUAUGCCAUGGCCUGCCAAAAUGCUGCUGUAGAUGUUGGCCAAUGGAGAAGUCAACAUUUUUGCCCACUUGUGUGUCCAGAAAACAGCCACUUUGAAGAAUGCAUAAUCUGUUCUGAAACUUGUGACACACUUGUCUCAGGUCCUGUGUGUGUCGAUAGCUGCACAGAAGGAUGUCAGUGUGAUGAAGGGUAUGCUUUGCGGGGAAGUCGGUGCGUAACAAAGAGUGAAUGUGGCUGUAGUUUUGAUGGACACCAAGUUUCUACUAAUGACACUUUCUGGGCUGAUAUGGACUGCAAAUCAUUUUGUUAUUGCAAUGGAUCAGACAACAGUGUGUACUGUGAGACCUCCCCAUGUAAGGAUGAUGAAUACUGUAUGGAGGACAAUGGAUUGUAUUACUGCCAGCCACGAACAGAUGCAUCAUGUAUUGUCUCAGGAUAUGGUCAUUAUCUGACAUUCGAUGGCCUUCCAUUUGAUUUUCAGAGCAGUUGUUCUCUCAUUCUCUGCACAACAGUUACUAACUUUAAAGCAGAUUCCUUUCCCAAAUUUACAGUUACUGCUAAGAAUGAAGACCGAGAUCCCUCUUUGGCUUUAUGGGUAAAACAAGUGGAAGUCGAAGUUUACAAUUACAAUAUUGUCAUCUAUCGAGCAUACAAGCACACUGUACUGGUGAACAAUGAAAGACUGUACUUGCCUCUUAAGCUGGGGCAUGGAAAGGUGAAUAUUUUUGCAUUUGGUUUUCACAUUGUCGUAGAGACUGAAUUUGGACUAAAAGUUGUGUAUGACUGGAAGACAUUUCUUUCUGUUACGAUCCCACGCCAUAUGCAAAACAGCACAUAUGGUCUUUGUGGAAGAUACAAUGGGAAUUUGGAAGAUGACCUACAGACGUCCAGUGGCUUUAUAAGUUUGGAUGUGAAUGAGUUUGGCCAUAGCUGGGUGAAGAGAGAUACAUUUUGUCAAGUUGGUUGUGGCGAUAGAUGUCCAACCUGCACUAAAGUUGAUGGAUUCUGGAAAGCACAACAACUUUGCAGCAUUAUCCCAAAUAGAAACAGUGCUUUUGCAAAAUGCCACAGCAAAGUGAAUCCAAACUUUUUUUUCAAGAAUUGCUUAUUUGACUCUUGUAUUGAUGGAGGUGUUGUGCAGACUGCCUGUAGCUGGCUACAGAACUAUGCAAGCACAUGUCAAACUCAAGGAAUUGCUGUUACUGGUUGGAGAAACUCUACCUCUUGCUAUGUCACCUGUCCUUCUUACAGUCACUACGAGAGCUGUGUGAGCGUGUGCCAACCGCGUUGUGCUGCCAUUCGAUUGAAAAGUGACUGUAAUCAUUACUGUGUGGAAGGCUGCCAAUGUGACCCAGGAUAUGUACUCAAUGGAAAGAGCUGUAUUUUACCCCACAAUUGCGGAUGUUACGCUGAUGGCAAAUACUAUGAGCCUAAGCAGCUGUUCUGGAAUAGUGACUGUACCAGACGCUGUCGCUGUUUUGGCCGAAACCUCAUCCAGUGUGACCCACGGCACUGCAAAUCAGAUGAGGAGUGUGCUCUGAGAAAUGGAGUAAGAGGCUGCUUCAGCAAAAAGAGCUCUUACUGUAUUGCUGCAGGAGGAGGUGUCUUUCGAACUUUUGAUGGAGCUUUUCUCCGCUUUCCAGCGAACUGCGCAUUUGUAUUGUCCACAAUUUGCCAGAAACUUCCAGAUAUUUCCUUCCAACUCAUCAUUAACUUUGAUAAGUGGUCCUCUCCAAAUUUGACUGUUAUCUCACCUGUUUACUUUUACAUUAACGAAGAACAAAUACUCAUUAAUGACCGCAACACUGUGAAGGUAAAUGGCACACAAGUUACUGUCCCAUUUGUAACAGGACUGUCAACUAAAAUUUACAACAUGGAGGGUUUUUUGGUCAUAGACACAAGUCCCGACAUUCAAAUUCACUACAAUGGCUUCAACAUUAUUAAAAUAAGUAUCAGUGAAAGACUUCAGAAUAAAGUUUGUGGUCUUUGUGGUAACUUCAAUGGAGAUUUAACAGAUGAUUAUGUGACACUCAGAGGAAAACCAGUAGUGAGCAGUGUUGUUUUGGCACAGAGCUGGAAGACUAAUGGAAUGCAAAAAAGGUGAAAAUAAUUUAUUUUGUUUUCCAGUUGCAAUGAGCUUCAAUAUUCUCAGUAUGCCUCAACAUGUGAUAAUGUGCAUAUUCAAAAGCUCCAGAGUGAUGGAUACUGCCUCAAAUUAACAGAUAUGAAGGGAUUCUUCCAACCAUGUUAUGGACUACUUGACCCUGUCCCUUUCUAUGAGUCUUGCUUCCUGGAUGGGUGUUAUAACAACAAAAAGUUCCAAUUAUGUGGCUCACUAGCGGCCUAUGGAGAGGCAUGCAGAUCAUUUGGAAUUCUCAGCACUGAGUGGAUUGAGAAGGAAAAUUGCUCAGGAGUUAUUGAGGAUCCAUGUAUUGGUGCAGACUGUCCGAACAGGACCUGUGAAGUAGACAAUGGAGGAGAGCUUUGUGGAUGCAUGGACCCACCAGUUUAUGGAAAUGACACUCAUGAUAUAAUUGAUGCAGAGGUGACCUGCAAAGCUGCCCAGAUGGAGGUAUCUAUAUCGAAAUGCAAGCUGUUUCAGCUUGGCUUUGAGAGAGAAGGUGUUCGGAUCAAUGACAGACACUGCCCUGGAAUUGAGGGAGAAGAUUUCAUUUCUUUUCAGAUAAACAACACCAAGGGAAACUGUGGAAAUAUUGUACAGUCUAAUGGCACUCACAUAAUGUACAAAAACACAGUGUGGAUAGAGAGUGCAAACAAUACUGGUAACAUAAUAACACGCGAUCGAACAAUCAAUGUGGAAUUUUCAUGUGCAUAUGAAUUGGAUAUAAAAAUCUCUUUGGAUUCUGUUAUACGACCGAUGCUAAGUGUAAUUAACCUCACUGUUCCGACUCAAGAGGGAAGCUUCACGACCAAGAUGGCCCUUUACAAGAAUGCAUCGUAUAAGCACCCAUAUCGCCAAGGAGAGGUGGUGCUCACAACUCGGGAUGUGCUGUUUGUUGGGGUGUUUGUUGUAGGGGCGGAUUCAACUCACCUUAUUUUAAUCCUAAACAAAUGCUACGCUACACCAUCUCGGGACAGCAAUGAUAAACUGCGGUACUUCAUCAUCGAAGGAGGGUGUCCAAACAUCAAAGACAACACCAUUGGAAUAGAAGAGAAUGGAAUAUCUCUUACAUGUCGUUUUCAUGUCACAGUCUUUAAGUUUAUAGGUGACUAUGAUGAAGUUCACCUUCAUUGUGCAGUCUCUCUUUGUGACUCUGAAAAAUAUUCUUGUAAAAUUAACUGUCCCCAAAAUUCCAGGAGUGGUGCUGACCAUGCUCAGGACUCAAAGGAGCAAAUUAUUUCUGUGGGCCCGAUAAGAAGGAAACGUUUGGACUGGUGUGAAGAUAAUGGAGGCUGUGAGCAGAUUUGUACAAGUAGAGUAGAUGGACCGUUGUGUAGCUGUGUGACUGGUACAUUACAGGAGGAUGGUCGAAGCUGCAGAGUUUCCAGUACUUCAGCUGAACAUUGUGCCUGGCUGUUUCCUUUGAUAAUAAGUCAGAUAUCUCUGUGGGUUUUUAUUCUGAAAACAAAGCAAUAAGUCAAAAUAAAUUAAAGAUUCUUCUGAUUAAAUAUUCCAGUUCAUUUUACAGGGAUA
Pelobates fuscus (common spadefoot toad) is the source of this 6638-nucleotide messenger RNA. It is a transcript of the gene TECTA, whose product is annotated as tectorin alpha. Gene Ontology annotation, cellular component: extracellular matrix. Gene Ontology annotation, molecular function: protein binding; extracellular matrix structural constituent. Lineage: Eukaryota; Metazoa; Chordata; Amphibia; Anura; Pelobatidae. The record is from RefSeq and is a predicted model, not a curated record. The transcript is spliced from 25 exons. Gene Ontology annotation, biological process: cell-matrix adhesion.